GACACCUUCGCACUUCUCGCCUUCCAAACAGCGACAGUCGAACUUGAAGUCGGCUCGUGAUAACACGCCACUAGUAGAGUACAAUGAACAAACGAUGCACCCGAGUCCACAGCUGACCUUCCACACCGAUCCACUCUGACACUGUGGACGAUGGUCUAAGCCUUCUACCAUACUCGGAUAUAAAGAUGCACCUCAUAGCGUACGUCGAGGCCACCACAAAUCGUCCGCUCUUCCUUGACCCCAAUCAUACUCUGCAUUAUCAUGGAAAAGAUGUCCACCACCACAGCCAUGACGUGCUGCAAUAGCCCUACUUCGAUGAGCAUCACAAAUGCUCAGGUCCUGUCCCCUAACAACAUACUCACCCCCGCCGAACGAAAGGCCUUCGGUAGAUCAGAUCAUAAAGCUGGCAAGGUCCUCGGCGUCACACUCACGCGUAACCACGUGGGACAGGAUAAGAGACUUUCUUUGUGCCUAUCACAAGAUCAAGAGAAUUUCCAAGGUGAUAACGAGGAAGGUGCGGUUAUAGGUACAAAGCGUUCAUUCAGCCGCAAUGCAAGCACCACCACCAUCAUUGGGCCACUCAAGGACAGGCUUGGCCGUAUACUCGCUUCAGGUAUGAAAAUGGUAGAGAAGCAGAACAAGGGGCGCAUGGCCGCUGGGGGAUAUCCGCCACGCAUUGUCUUGGGCCUCUUACGGUCCAAUGAAUUACCUGGCAAGGAAGGUAUGGAAGAACUACCGACUGGCGUUAGCGACGAACUUUGUGCCCAUUCGCUUGCGGAGCUAGAUGAGAAUGAAAAUACAGAGGCGCCUCUUGGAGCCGAGUUUCUAGAGCGAAAUGAAGAGGAGCAAGACGAUCUAUUUGGCGGUUCCCCGAUGGACCUUGUUCGGGACGUCGAAAACCCGUUGGCGAGUCCGGCCCUUGAUCGACGUGUUUCACCGGUUGCAUCUCCAAUUCAUUUCGAGGUAUCAUUCGAGGAAGAAAGUCUGGCACUCUCCUCUGACGACUCGUUUGACUACAUGCUUCGUCCGGCGGAACGGGCUUACGUCGAUUUUUUGAUUGCACAGGACGAAGUCGAAGGGCAAACAGUGGAGAGGAGAGCAUUGCGAUCCAGGAACAAAGUGCUGGAUGUGUUGGGAGUAGAGGCGCGACAAGCAGUCAAUGAGCAAUGCUAAACACUGCUAGUUGAAAUCAUAUGCUUAUGGGUCGUGUUAGUCAGACUCAUAAGUGGCUUGGGCACAAGCUUUCGAAAUCGCGGACGUUCCAUUAGGCUUAGGUUCAACAACUAUAUGUCUUUGCCAAGCGCCUGUUUUAAUGUGAAUCUAUAUAUGACGUAGUAUCUACUCACAGUUGUACAAUUAUGUAAGAGCGAUAAUAAAUUAG
This is a messenger RNA of Suillus fuscotomentosus, 1381 nucleotides long. RefSeq lists its product as uncharacterized. The record is from RefSeq and is a predicted model, not a curated record. The transcript has a single exon. Bases 262 to 1173 code for a protein of 303 amino acids. Lineage: Eukaryota; Fungi; Basidiomycota; Agaricomycetes; Boletales; Suillaceae.